Messenger RNA from Pteropus alecto (black flying fox), 1988 nucleotides. It is a transcript of the gene PRELID2, whose product is annotated as PRELI domain containing 2. Bases 89 to 622 code for a protein of 177 amino acids. Gene Ontology annotation, molecular function: phosphatidic acid transfer activity. The transcript has 7 exons. Gene Ontology annotation, cellular component: mitochondrial intermembrane space. Lineage: Eukaryota; Metazoa; Chordata; Mammalia; Chiroptera; Pteropodidae. The record is from RefSeq and is a predicted model, not a curated record. Gene Ontology annotation, biological process: phospholipid transport.
CCCCUUCGGCCGCCCGCUUUUGGACGCCUGAGGCCCGCGCAGAGUUCGGGUGGUUCUGCGUUUGCUGCGGCGGGGCGCGCGCGCAGGGAUGGGGGUCACGGUGGACGUGCACCAGGUGUACAAGUACCCCUUCGAGCAGGUGGUCGCCAGCUUCCUCCGAAAGUAUCCCAACCCCAUGGAUAAAAAUGUUAUCUCUGUGAUAACUAUAGAGGAAAAAAGAGAUGUGUCAACAGGGAUCAUCUAUAGAAAGAGGAUUGCAAUCUGUCGGAAUGUGGUUCCAGAGAUUUUAAGGAAGGUGAGCAUUUUAAAAGUACCCAGUAUCCAGUUGGAAGAGGAAUCAUGGCUCAAUCCUCGGGAAAGAAACAUGGCUAUACAGAGUCACUGCCUAACGUGGACACGGUAUGCAUCCAUGAAGGAGGAGUCUGUCUUCCGGGAAAGUAUGGAAAAUCCGAAUUGGACAGAAUUCAUUCAAAGAGGCAGGAUUUCAAUCACAGGGGCUGGCUUUCUCAACUGUAUUUUGGAAACUUUUGCCAGCACAUUCUUAAGACAGGGAGCCCAGAAGGGAAUUAGAAUAAUGGAGAUGCUGCUAAAGGAACAAUGUGGUGCCCCCUCAGCUGAAUAAAGAACUGUCAGGAGGCUGUGCUGUGUCUACUUUUGCUCGAGAAUCACUUCUUGGACACAACACAUCAAAGACACAGUUUUUGAAAUACGGGUUUUAUGGAUGCGGCAUCGGUGUCGGCACCUUAAAGAGGAGGAGACCUUCCUGCCAGAACAUGAAAUGAUACACUCUCCUCGGACCCAGUGUCAAAUAGCAGCACUCGUUGGCUGAGACUUUCUAGUUGGAUUUUUAUGGCACAGUCUCUUUACGAUUUUACAAGUAAAGGGAAAACCCGGAGAAGGUGAUGUCGCCCUUCUUCAGGGCAUCCUGCUGAUUGCCUGGUGAUGGUAUCAAGGCAGCUGAGGACGGGCCUGGAGAGCGGUGCUUGUGCCUUCAUGUGACCUGCAAAAUCGCUCUUAGGAUUCAUGAGCAGAUUCUGGGACAAAUAAAGGAGUCAAACCAGAUACCUGAUUAACAGGUGGCCUGGGACAGAUAGGAAUGUACCAGACCUAAGUUGCAGCUAAGCCUUAUUGGUAAUACUUUUUAAGAUUCUUAGGAAUCAGGAACAUUUGAUUUCUACCCAUAAGUACUAUAUAAUUGCCAUCAGUAUAGCUUUUAUAAUGUAAUGUGUGGACUGUGGUUUGGUCAUGUGAGAAAACAUGGGCUAGAGAGUGGGAAGGCAGGUUAUAAGCGUGGCUCCUGCUAACUCGUUCUGAGAUAUGCAGCAGAUCAUAACCUCUGUUUUCCACUGGGCAAAUGGGGAUAAUCGGGCAUGGAUCUUUCUACCGGUAGGUUGUGAUGAUUUUAAACAGGGUGUAGUUUAGUAUGGGAAGCCUAGGUUUUGGAUCAAACAGAUAGACUUGGGUUUGAAUCUAAGCACUGCCAUUUACCACCUCACCGAUACAGAAUUUUAAAUCUUUCCGAAGCUCAUUUUUUCAAGUCUGGAAAAUGGAAUGGUAGAAUUAACUUUGUGAGGUUGUUGGACCGAUUUUGGAUCAUGUAUAUAUAAAGAGCCUAGCAUUCCUGGUGAUAGUAGAAGUCCAGUAAAUAGAAGCCAUUAUUAUUAUGUGAAACCAUUUUGAAAACGUAUUUUUUUAAUGUAACAUAAGGUAGUAUUGCUAUUUGAAAAUUAGAUGACAGCAGUUUGCAUUUCCCAUGAUCGGAAGCCAAAAUGUAAAUGCAUGCUAGCUAACAGAGAGCUUGAAGAGAGACAAUAAUUUGGAGUUCAUCUUAAGAUAAAAUUUGGGCCAUUACUGGAAAAUCUUAGAGAAUUUUAUUUUUAAUAUUUGUAAAAAUUUCCACUUAGUGCAUUGAUGAAUUUCAAAGCAAUUGUAUUGUAUUUUAUUUUUUUAAUACAAGCAUGCCACUGUGAGCCUCUUAUUGUAUUUGA